AUGUUUCUUUCUUUUCUGGAAACUCUUGCUCCAAAAAGUGAUACAGUAGCAAGGAUUAACUAUGAAUUAAUGAAUAAGAUUCCAACAGUCAUUAAGAAGUACAAAUCAGUUGAUUCAGUCCUUGAUGAAAAUGAAGCUGUCCAUUACCCAACAGAAUUCCCUAGUUGCCUUGAUCCACCUGGAACACCUCCACAUAAACCUUUUCUGAAGGUAGGAGUCCCAAUACUGCUUCUAAGAAAGUUAGAUCCUCCUAAAUUAUGCAAUGGUACAAUGACAGAAGCUACCAUCAUCACUGGAUGUGUUGCGGGAGAAGAGGUUUUCAUUCCAAGAAUUCCAAUCAAACCAACAGACAUGCCAUUUGAGAUCAAACGAACACAAUUUCCAGUGUGA
This is a messenger RNA of Octopus sinensis (East Asian common octopus), 390 nucleotides long. RefSeq lists its product as uncharacterized. Lineage: Eukaryota; Metazoa; Mollusca; Cephalopoda; Octopoda; Octopodidae. The transcript has a single exon. The record is from RefSeq and is a predicted model, not a curated record. Bases 1 to 390 code for a protein of 129 amino acids.